Scylla paramamosain (green mud crab) is the source of this 8927-nucleotide messenger RNA. RefSeq names its product MOB kinase activator-like 3 (gene Mob3). The transcript is spliced from 6 exons. Bases 1620 to 2363 code for a protein of 247 amino acids. The record is from RefSeq and is a predicted model, not a curated record. Lineage: Eukaryota; Metazoa; Arthropoda; Malacostraca; Decapoda; Portunidae. Gene Ontology annotation, cellular component: cytoplasm.
GGGUGUGGGCAGAGGACCAGUCACCUCGCCGUAUAGAGGAGGAAAUGUCGGAGAUCCCUUUGUGCGAGAAUCCAGACCUGAAGGACGUGACACAGGGCUGGGAGACGAGGGGGUAGAAAGUACCGUCCCUGGACUCAGUCUAACUGCACCUUUAUUACAUGAAAACGGAAUCAAAUGGGCUUUAUAAUUAGUUUUUGUCCGUUUUUCCGUACCCAGUUGUGGGUUUUGAGUAUGUGUGUAGUAAGGAGGUGCUUCCCAGGGCAUGAUGAAAGUGACCCCCCACCAGUGCAGGCCAGGGUGACAGUGGGAGGCUUGGGGCAAGUGUCAGGCAGUAGAACAUGGCGCCAGCUGCCAGUAGGCUCAUGACAGUUCCACACUGCUCAUCUAUGAGACCUCAGCAAUUAUUUCCUGAGUAGAAUGGAGGCUCUUGAUGUAGUCAUAUAUAAAGUACAUGUGCUUUAAGGAAUAGGUAUUCAUCCUGGUGUAUAGUCGGUAAAUCUGUAAAUUAACCAGUUAGCCCAGUUUGAUUUCAGCAUCAGACAGUGAAUUACACUUACUGAUUUUAAUCUUUCCUCAUUUAUUUAUCUCUGUAUAUAGAGUAUAUACUUUUAAUUCCAACUUCAUAAUUCAAAAAUAAUACAAAAAAAAAAAGUUGAUUUUCCUAGUCUGGUUGUUACAGACCAGCAAAGCAGUAAUGUGUAUAUUUUCAUAUUGUUGUUGGUUUGGUAAUUUGCAUCCUUCAGAUAUUCAAUCCUUACCCAUUUCUCUGUAUAUAAUUUUUGUCAGGUAAUGGAAUAGUAUUAAAACUUAUGAUAAUGAACAACUGAGAUAAGAAGGGAAGUGUGUCUGGUCAAGAAAUUGGCAAUAGAAGAUUGGUGGUAGCCCAUACCCAGAUGAUGCUGGCAGACAGGAUAUGGAGAAUUACACAUGACAGUUGUAAAGUGAGUCGUGUAAUGGAGCUCGGUACAUUCUCAUCAUUCUGAAUGUUUUAAGUGUUGAUUUGGAUCAGCAAGUUUAGAAUGUCAAAAUAUCCUAAUAGGCUAGUAUUAAUUAUAGAGAAUAGGUACACAUCCAUGCAGUAGAAGAUUGGGGUGGCUUAAUCUAGAAAAUUUGUUUUACCACAUUAUAUAUGGUAGUGUGGAGAUUGUAUUUGGCAGUUAGGAGAUUGUAUAUGGCAGUAGAAGAAUAUGGAGAAGAGAGGGAGACAGGAUGUGUCCACAAGCAGUAAUACAUUGUUUGGUCAGUCACUGCUGGGUAACAAAUCUAAUAUUUUGUCCAUCUUUAUCUGUGAGACAUUACUGUAGGUAUUUAUCUUUCUUGUAGGUUGUGAUGUGUACCAAGCUAUUGAAUUUUCUAAGUUAUUCCUGUGAAAUGACUUGUUUGUUGGGAGAUUUUCCUCCUUAGUGAAAAUAAAUAAAUAAUUGCUAAGAUGUGGCUGUCAGAUUUAUUCGAAACAUGCCAAAAUAUAUUAGAAAAAUUGUUUAAUCUUGAAAGAACUUGGGUGUGGCUUACUGAAAAUUCCCCAUUGUAGGUUUGACUAAUUGGCAUGAGACAACCUUGAUAACUUAAAUAGCAUACAUGGGUUCAUGAUAUGGUGUCAUGCAGUGCCUUAAAGCUUUAUGAAAACACUAAGAAAUUUAUCUGAAUUCAAGAUUAAUUACCCACAAGAGCCUUUCACCAGGGGCAUUCAUGGAAAUCUAAACUCCAAGCAAACCUUCAGACCUAAGAAGAAGUUUGAGCCAGGAACUCUCAAGUACUCACUACAUAAACAGGCACAGGCAUCCCUAAGCUCUGGCAUCAACCUGCGUGCUGUGGUGGCACUGCCUCAGGAAGAGAACCUAAAUGACUGGAUUGCUGUACAUGUGGUGGAUUUCUUCAACCGGAUCAACCUCAUUUAUGGCACCGUGUGUGAAUACUGCACGGAAGCCUCCUGCCCUACUAUGUCUGGAGGUCAAAAGUUUGAAUAUCUUUGGGCUGAUGGAGUCAAAUACAAGAAAGCAACACCCUUGCCUGCCCCACAGUAUAUCUCACUUCUGAUGGACUGGGUAGAGGCACAGAUCAAUGAUGAACAUGUAUUCCCAGUUACUGUUGAUGUUCCAUUUCCAAAAUCUUUCAUACCACUGUGUAAGAAAAUCCUCACUCGCCUCUUCAGAGUGUUUGUCCAUGUGUACAUCCAUCACUUUGACCGCAUCGUGACGAUUGGGGCGGAAGCUCAUGUAAAUACCUGCUACAAACACUUUUACUACUUUAUAACGGAAUUCGACCUGGUGCCUCAGAAAGAAUUUGAACCAUUGAAGGACAUGACAGCUAAGAUAUGCCAUGACAGUCCUGAGCCAGCCGUGAACAGUGAACCCAAGAAGUAGCUGGUCAAUGUGUGUGUGCUUGAGGCAGCCACAUGUGCCAGUUUGAGACAGCAAUGACAGCCAUGAACCUUGGGUGUCUUACUGUGAUGGUACAGAUCUGUGUUGAGUGAGUGAGGAAGGUGAUCUCAGAACUAUAGCAGUAAAGCAGUGUUCCUUAAUGCUUCUCACUCAAACUUACCAUUAGUCACUAAGAGUCAAGUGUGUUGAGAUGCUUGGCAAUACAGCUUUAUGUACUGCAAACCAGACUGUGUUUUCAAAUCAUAAAGUCCUGCUAGAAUACAUACUUUCAUAGAAGUUUGUCAGUUGUAUAGUUUUAUAUAUAUAUAUGCAUAAAUUUGUUAUCAUCCCGAGUAUACUAAUAAUAAGUGAAAUCGUGUACAUCAUAGAAAUUUUGUGGUAUCAUUGAUGAACAUUUGACUUCAUAUAUUUAUAUAAGUAUGCAUAACAAUUAAGUAUUUUAUUUUAGAAUUUUAUAUAUUUUUUUAGCAGUACAGUACUUUAACCAUCAUGGCAAAGUUGUUCAGAAUGUUGAAGACAGCAAAGGUAUUUUUAUCAAAUGCUCCUUUGUCAUAUAAAAUUGUGAGAGGAACCGUUGUGUAAACAGGAAGACAAAGAAGUUUAGCCUGUGCAGGGAAUGCAAAGUGAGUUGUCCACUGUCAUUUGAAGAAUUGAAGUUUUUAUUGUAAAUGACUAUGAGGCCACUAAAAAUACUAUUUAGUAUGUAGGAUCAGAUCCAAAGAUUAUGUUAUGGCCUUCAAAAACUGGAUUCAAGAAUUCAGAUAAUGUACGAGACAAAAGUAUACAGCAACAGACUUCCACUACAGACAAACUUUGUUUUGUAAAAAGUGGCAAUUCAUGCAUUAUACCCACUGUGGCAUAUCAGGGAAGUUAAAGGGCAAGGUUUCUUAGGUAUGAGAGUUAGUUAUUGGCUAAGGGUGUUGUUUGUGUCUUUGGUACUAUACUGUGACAAGGAGCUGACUAACUCAGAUCAUUGCAUUCAAGGCUGCACGCCACCAAACAAAGGAAAUGAAUGUUAGUGGGAUUGGUAAAAUCAUCAUUGAUUAGAUUACAAGAUUUUUUUGCUAUUAGCCUGCAUUAGUGAACAUAAGAAUUACUAGUUUUUACAGUCUUGUAAAGUUUGUUGUGAUGGGAGCCAGGCACCACUACUUUAUCUAUUACUAUAGAUCUUUCUUUGGGAAACAGUGCAUUUGAAAUUCCAAGAUUUCUUCCAUUAUUUAGAGCAGCAUCUCAGUAGUUUGUAGACCAGGUGACAUUUAUGAAAGCUGGUGAAAUAAUUACUUAUUUUUUAUAAGUACAUAGUGAAACCUUGUUCAUUUGGACUUUGGCAAAAAUGUAAGAAAGGAUUGCUUAAAGAAUAUGAAAGAUUGAUACUUCCAAGUUAGAGUAUAAAUUUGUGACAUGCACAAGAACCAAAACAACAUGUUGGCAACUGCUAACAGAUAUGCAGAUUUAAAUUUCUUUAAUGCUUGAAGGACUUUUGCAGGUUGGAGUAAGGGACAGUAGUUGUGGUUGAUAAGGAUGAAUAGAGAACAGUUGUGAAUGUGUGAAUGGAAAUACAGCUUCAAUUCAAGCUUCUUCUGCAUCAGUUCAGAGGCAGAGAAGGGGUUGGGUCUGUAAUGGUGCUGCAGGGUAAAGCAACUCUGCUGCAGAUUUUGAGAGAUGUGCUACACAACUGACCCCUGUGUAGUGUUGUGGUAGGGAUUGGUCCUCCCUCUCCUAUAUACCUAGAAACCAAGAUAUGCAGGAGUGCCAUGGAAUAUAUGUAAAUGUCUUGUCCUGGCUACAUUCCUUGCAAGGAGGUUGUCAGCUACAUACAUUGAUAAGUGCAUAAUAAUUUACAGUAUGAUGUCAAAAGUUUCCUUAGACCAAAACUAUACAAUGUAGGUAGUAUAUAUUUUUUAAGAUAAACUUGUUCCUUGAUAUGACAGGACCAAGUUAAUUUUCAUUUCAUCUGAGCAUGACAAAAACUAACCACAUUCUAGCUGCAUUUGUGAACAAAAGUAAUUGUCUUUGAAAAGAAAGAUGUUAAGUAGCUCGUUCUAUAUUUAUACCUAUAUGUUAAGAACAUAUAGGUAUCAGAAACAGUUUAUCAUUGGACUAAAUAGACAGAAACAAGUUCAGAUCAUUUCAUUUGAACAUGUGUAAGCAUGCAGGAAGAACUUAAUAGGAAAGGGAAAUGGGAUUUUUUUUUUUUUUUUCCCCUCUUCUUCUUAAGGAACAGGUACCAGAAUACAAUAGAAAUUUAUGACGCCCAUUCUCGUAACUGGGGAAAGCCCCCAUUAAAUUAGAAACAUGUAGUUGUCACUUCAAUGAAAACUUUGGUUAAUUAAUGUCUAAAGAAGCUUUCAUUCUAGUCACACCUUCAAAGUGCAGCCGCACUGGUAGGUUUCUUAAUGUAAUCAAAAGAUACAGUAAAUGUGAUAAUUAUUAUAUGUAUAUGAAAUAGCUCUGAUUAUUGUUUCCGUAUAUAACAAUAUGCUACUUUUUUUGUGAAGUUUUCUUAAUGAGCUACUAUGCAUUCUUUCAAUUGGCAUUCAUUGUACUGUAAAAAUUAACAUCUGAAACAUGUAGCAAGGAUUUUAGGGCAGUUCCAAAGAUUAUUUGCAUAAUAUCAACAGGAAUAUGAAGAUUGUUUUCUCCACUGAAUUAUGAAAAAUCUAGUUUACAGUUGGUCAUGGGUAGGAAGACAUAAUGUAUGCCUUGGUCCUUAUAUGCAAGGUUUCAUUGUAUUAUGAAGUAUUAAGCAAAUGAAAGAUGCAAACCUGAAGCAAAAGCAGCUUCUUGCUCACCCAGAUUCAUGCAUUAAUUGCACAACUACAUGUACCAUAACUUUGUUUUCAUGUAAAUUUAGAUAUAUGAGGUGUUUCAAAUAGGUUGGGACUUGUUACCAGAUAUAUGAUAUUUAAAAACCAGUUUGUAUCCUUGUAGUGAAAACAUAAUUUUUUAUUCAUGUAAUCCUGGAUCCUUUCCUGCACAGCCAGUAACCUCACCAGCUGUUACUCACUCAGUCUUUGAUGCUGCCAUUUGUUAAUCUCAUCAGAAUCUCUCUAAUAUUAAAAAACCUUUGAUCAGACUAAGUUAGGAACAGUUGUAUGUAUACUGCAUACUUAGUUUAAUCCACUGCAACCUCUCUGAUAUGAAUAUUUAAGUGAAUGUACAGACUAAGUCUUCAGUAAACCUCAAAGUCAGAUUGAAAUUCAGAGUAGCUACCAAAGCUAACACUGUAUGAUUAAAAAUCUCUCUUUUGCCAUGUUCCAGAUUUAGUAACUUCAUAUCCAUCUUGCUUCAGAAUCACAAAAUCCAAAUCACUUACAAGGCUUUUCAGUACCAGUUAUCAUAAUUUUUUGUGGCAUAUAUAUAGUGCUAAUGAUAAUGAAACAUAAUGUAACUGGUGCAAUAACUAAGUGAGAAGAAGCAGACUAUUUCCAUCCAGAUGAUAGGAGGAGGAACACAAAAUGUAGCAUUAUAGAUCUGAUGUAAUUUUUAUAAUCUAAGCUUGCAUAUUUCCAGUAAUUAUUCUAAACUGCAAGGAAGCUCAAUUGUAGGUAUUGUAUCUAAUACUGAUAUUGAUACUGAGACAUUUUAGUGCCAUAGUGAUAUUGAUAUAACCAACAUGAGGAUUAGUGUAGCACUUACUAUGAUUAUAAUUUAUUAGCUACCAGACUACCUGAAUGCAGUAUAUGCAAGAAGGACAUGAAAUGCUAUCAUGUAGUAAAAUACUGCCUAGCAAUGAUAAACCUGCUGAAAAGUUGUUGGUAAGAGCUAUGAGGAACAAGUUUCAGAUUAAUGUUCAGUAAAGUUUUCUUGAAUUUACAAGUAGCUAUUAAUUUGUUUCUUUGAGAACUAUGGACUCCUUAAAGGAAGUCAAGUGCAUCCAGAACAUGAGUGGAAACUUUCUUAGUGAUGAUCCUGGAUGUCUGUGGAUUGCUAUGAUACUGCUGUUUUGAUCAGUGCAAACCAUUCCAGCUAACAGGCAAAAAAAAAAAAAUAAAUAAAUAAAAUAAAUAAAUAAUAACAAUAAUAAUGAUAAUAAUAAUAAUAAUAAUAAUAAUAAUAAUAAUAAUAAUAAUAAUAAUAAUAAUGAUAAGAAAAAUUGCUGUCAUUUCAUUUCUCUAUACACUUUUGAAAAAAUAUUUUUGUCUUAGAGUUUGCAGUGUAUUGGUUCUAUACCAAAGCUUGAAAUUUAGGGGAUAUUUUUCUUAUUUAUUGGAAGAAAGACAUUUGUUAAACUUUAAAGUUAUCAGUUUUCAUUACUAUAAUUAUAUAUACAUUUGUAUGACUACAGUCACUAAUAGUGUACAUGUGUGUGUAUGUGUGUGUGUGUGUGUGUGUGUGUGUGUGUGUGUGUGUGUGUGUGUGUGUGUGUGUGUUUUGAUUGAUUGAUUUUAUUAAGUGUGUGUGUGUGGGGGGGGAGGGGGAAUGUAUAAUUCACUGCCUCAGCACCAUUGCAUGAUGCAGCAACAUUGCCUGUGCUUCAACAUAACACUCUUAGCACUGGCUUUCCACCAUCUGGGAGCACACACAAAACAAGGAAGGUUGUGCUACCUACACUAAAAAAAAAAUAAUUGUCAAGCAUUAAGUUCACCUUUUCAUAAAUUUAUUAAAUUUUUUGUUAAUAUUACUGAAACUGCUGUUAUAUGCAGAAUUUUGAGUUAUGUAAGAUGCAUGUUGUAUGCAUACAGAAUUGAGCAAUACCUCUGUUAAGUGCUGUUACAGUUUUUUUUAAUGCUCAAGUUUUUUUUUUAUUUAAUUUUACUUUUUCAAUACUAUUAUAUUGAAAUGUGAACCUUUUGCUUGGAAUCCAUUUCCAUGCUGAGUGAAGAUGUCCAGUGGGCAUGAGUGCUCAACCUGAAGCAUCUUUCCCAUUGGCUUUUGAUAAUUCUACAAUAGUAUUAAAAGCACUUACUGUUUUGUCAACCAAGAUCACAUAUUUUAAGGUGCUUUCAUGUGCCUUUCAUGGGCACUAAUGUAUGGACACAGAAUCCUACCACCUCUAUUCACAUGUUAUUUGGAGCCUCCUUAAGGAUCUGUCUUGAGAGGCUGCAUGGAGAGGUGGAGGCCUCCUUGAAGUCAUUGGAGUUGGUAGUGAUAGCCUGGUUUAUUUUAGUCACAUUUUGAUUGAAGAAAAAUGGUGGUAUAAUUUAAUAAAUCUUUAUAGUUGUCAUUUGUUAAUCAUAGAAAUGUGGCUAUUAAACACUGGAAGCAUAUCAGUGGCAAAAUGUAAGUCAUGUUAUUAUCAAAAAUCUCAUUUUGUUAGAAAGAGCUUAUGUAUCAACAUAUGUAUACUUUGACUUAGCUUAAUGAAAAGCAAUCAUUUAUGAUCAAGAUUAUCUCCACAUAUGACUUGGCUGUAACAACUACAUAUACAUAUAUAUACACAUUGUUAAUAUUUGUUAGGAUGUUGGUUAGAAAUCCCUCAUGAGAAGCACUGGCAUCCAUAAUGUCUUGAAGGUGUAUGUUGCUUUUCUGUGUUUUAAAUGUUUUAUUGAAUUUUUAGAUAUUUGCAUUUUCUUGUUGAUAUUUCAAGCCUCAGGAAGUGUUUUCUUAUUGCCACCAUGUAGCUUUCAUUGUUUUUUAAUCUGUGCACUACUUAUCUUAACUGUCUUUACAGUAUUCUUGCUGUAUACCAUCUCAGUUUUUAUAUUCCCUGCAGUAAUAUGGUUUAAGUUAAGUAAUUUUCUUAAUUUUCUUUCUUGCCUUUCUAAAGUUUUGCCUGUAUACCAUAUCUGACAUGGCAGUCCAUAUGUUUAAUUUCAUGAUAAUUUAAAAGAAUGGCCUGCAAGAGUCAGUGUAGUUGGUUAACCAGAAAUUAUAUGUAAGGUGACUUGAAAGGUACCAAGGCUGUCUUGUUGUAGUGUGAAAAUAUUUAGUGCAGCAGCUCACAGUCUGCUCAGCUUCCUUAUAUCCAUACUGUUCUUUCAUAGCAGGAAGAUAGAGCCAUAGUGCCACAUAUGUUUUGAUACUAAGAGAAGUGUGACUGAAUAUAAAACUGGAAGAGAGAGAAUAUUUCCAGUUUUCCCUUAAGAGCUUACUAAUGGGCCAGUGAGUGCAUGUAAAUCCAGCAACUGACAUUAUCAGUUUUAGAUUGUCUGUGUCUCUUUACUUAAAGUUAGUUAUUCUUUUCUGUAAUCUUUAGGUUCACUUUGUUGCAACUUGCAUGGAAAACUUUAAUUUCUACAGUUCACAAUAUUAUUACUGAAGAAUAUAGAUACUUUAUUGCAAUCCAUUUUUUGUGUGGCUAGCUAAAAUUCUGUUACUUGUCUGUCAGUGUCAAGAGAUGGCACCUGCCUCUUGAAACCACUUGAGUGGUAUGUACCUGUGCCCCUUAUACCAGCUGAAGGAAAGUCUACAAGACAACUAUUGUGUGACUACCUGUGUCUGGGAUCUUCAUUUUUACAGCACAAGCACUUUUUGAUCCAUACUUUGGAUUAGGACUCUCUCUCUCUCUCUCUCUCUCUCUCUCUCUCUCUCUCUCUCUCUCUCUCUCUCUCUCUCUCUCUCUCUCUCUCUCUCUCUCUCUCUCUCUCUCUCUCUCUCUCUCUC